AUGUUCGGCGGUUUCGGAGACCAGGACUCUUUUGGAGCAAAUUGGAAUCUAGAUGAAAUACAACAAUUGGAAGACAUCACAGCUGGAGGAUUCCUGGAAGAUGAUGCCAUACCGCAAUUGGAUGAAACAGGCUUGCAAAAGGAAAAGGUAGCACCUACCAGGCAGUCUAUGAUGCCAGUCAAAAUCAGUAUGAUAGUCAACGCAUGGCACAACGAUGCCGGUUACAUCCAAUUUUUCAAUAGGGUACCUGACGUUAUGAAAAUAUUAGGACGUAUCGAAAGCCAUAAAUCAACCGAUGAAAAUACACAAUUCCUUAUUGAUGACGGUACAGGUCGUAUAACAUGUACAUUCGUACACCCGAGUGACAUGACACCGUUCAGACAGAGGGAGUUGGAAAAGGUUAUGCAAACACAUCGGAUGGUUGUAGUUUAUGGCAGCUAUAACCCAAUAUAUAGUGUAAACUGUCCUGCUAUCGUUAUUUUCAAGAUAAGGGAAGUUUAUUCACCAGAUGAGUUCACCCUUCACGAACUAGACGUCAUUAACAUGAUAUUAAGAAAUGAAAAAGAAGGGACACCACUUCAAGUCGGUGAUGUCAUAGAUAUUGCACAGACAUUUGCCGCACAACCUAUCGAAAACCAGUACCACAAUCCCACAGGCACGGCUGCCAGUACCAUUCGUGAUCACCCUGGGGCUGCUCCGUCGGACGGACAAACAAACCUCACGCUUACCAAGUAUAUAGCACAGUUAUUGGCGGAAGAGACACGAAAAGGUAACCUUAAUGGUUUACAUGUGGAUGCUAUUACAAGAGACUGCAAGAUGCAACGAAAUUUCCAAUCAAUAUCGGAACAGCAUGUUCGCAAAGUGUUAACAGAACUUGAGAAGGAUGCGACGGUAUAUCAGACUGUGGAUGCGCAAACAUUUGCAUCAACGGAUGCAUGA
This is a messenger RNA of Babesia sp. Xinjiang, 939 nucleotides long. RefSeq lists its product as uncharacterized. The record is from RefSeq and is a predicted model, not a curated record. NCBI's taxonomy places the organism in Eukaryota, Apicomplexa, Aconoidasida, Piroplasmida, Babesiidae. The transcript is spliced from 4 exons. Gene Ontology annotation, cellular component: DNA replication factor A complex; chromosome, telomeric region; site of double-strand break. The coding region runs from base 1 to 939 and encodes 312 amino acids. Gene Ontology annotation, biological process: nucleotide-excision repair; DNA replication; double-strand break repair via homologous recombination.